Molecule: messenger RNA, 1753 nt
Organism: Pleuronectes platessa (European plaice)
Lineage: Eukaryota; Metazoa; Chordata; Actinopteri; Pleuronectiformes; Pleuronectidae
Exons: 2
Coding region: 233-1243 (336 amino acids)
Source: RefSeq, a predicted model, not a curated record
CUUUGAUGAACAGCAUCAUAGUUGGUAUUUUGAUAGGAGACCUCUGAUUGGCUGUUGAUUGCUUUAAAUACUGUUAAAGUUUAAGACAGUUGCUAUUGCACUCUGACCUUGACUGAGACAUAAAGCCUUUUGACUUCAAGUUCCAGACAAGAGCAGAAACUUCUUCGGAAAAUAGUGCAUCAACUCAUCCAACAGCUUCUUCAAAAGAUAGAUCUACUCUCUGUGGUGAACCAUGGAGAAACCAGAUAUUCUGAAGAUCCUCAAUGACGAACUCCUCACAGCCUACAGGAAGAUCAAUGCUCUUAAGGAUGAGGUGUGGCAGCUGCAAGACCAGCUUCAUGACAGAGAUGAGUUCAUAAAGAUGGCGGUGGAGAAGGAGAAGGAGAAGGAGAAGGAGACGGAGAAAGAGAAAGAGAAGGAGAAGGAGAAGGAGAAGAGGAAGGAGAUUGAGACCGAGACCGAGAAGGAGAAUGAGAUCCAGGCCCUGACGAAGAAGGUGGAGCAGCUGGAAAACCAGCUGAAAGAGAAAGAUGUUGUCAUAGCGAAGGAUGUGAAGAAACGGCGCGCUCGCCUCAGGGCCUAUCUCGACUGCCUUGCUGAGCUAACUGACUGUCAGGCCAAGGUUAAGCUGAUGGAAGCAAGGCUGCACCAGGAGCCACCUCAGCCUGAUACAGGAUGUAGCAGUGAGGUGGAGGUGGAGAAGGAGAAGGAGAAAGAGAAGGAGAAAGAGAAAGAGAAGGAGAAGGAGAAGGAGAAGGAGAAAGAGAAAGAGAAGGAGAAAGAGAAAGAGAAGGAGAAGUACAAGGACAAGGAGAAGGAGAAGGACAAGGAGAAGGAGAAACUUGUGACGAUCUACAAUGUAGAAAUCCUCCGAGCCAACAGGAACAUUUUGAUUCUUAAGGAGGAGGUGUGGCGGCUGGAAAACCAUCUUAAAGACAGAGAUGAUAUCAUAAAGAUGGCGGUGGAGACGGAGAAGGAGGAGGAGAAGGAGACGGAGAAGGAGAAGGAGAUUAAGAUUGAGACUGAGACCGAGAGGGAGAUGGAGACGGAGAAGGAGAAUGAGAUCCAGGCCCUGACGGAGAAGGUGGAGCAGCUGGAAAACCAGGUGAAAGACAAAGAUGUUGUCAUAACGAAGGAGGUGAAGAAAGGGCAUGCUCGCCUCAGGGCCUAUGUUGACUGCUUGGCGGAGCUCACUGACUGUCAGGCCAAGGCUAAAAUUCUGGAAGCAAGUCUGCACAAGUGAGCAGUGAGGUGGAGGUCAACAUGGAGAAGGAGAACGAGAAGGUGCUUGCUUCAGGGCCGAAAGGAGACGAAACUGCAGCAGGAGAAAACUCCAACUAUGGGACUGAGCUACAGAAAGGAGGAGGCCGAGAUGAGCUGGAGGAGAGAGAAGAGGUGGAGAAGCCCCCGCCCUCACCCUUUUUCUACUCCUCAAAACAAACCCCUCCCCUGUCCCCCUUUGUACAUAUUUGAAAUGAUCUAAUGAUGUGUUGUAAAUAUGUUAAACUUUUUGAAUAAAAAUAACUAGUACAGUAACAUCUACCUCUGUCUUUCUGAAUAUACAUACAGGAUUCAUUGAUCAAUUAACACAGUGUUGGAGUGAAACAAAUCAGUGUGAUUCAUUUAGUUUGCUACUAUUCAUACGAACACAGCAGAGCAUAGACAAACAAUGUUUCUUAACUUUUUUACAUUUGGUCAAAUCUAUAUAUUAAUUAUGACAACAAUACAAUAAUAAUACUAUCAUCUCAUCUGA